GCACAACUUCAACUCCCAUAACAUAACACACACCACGACUUCGACGCCCAGGUAAGAGGAACCUUAUUUUAUUUGUAUCUUGGGUCCGGCUUCUUUCUUCUUUACUUUUUGUGAUACCCUCCCUCGACCACCACCAUGGGUUCCGAGGACCUAAUCGACUUCGAAAUCAUCGAAAACCAAAAGGAGAACAUCCAAUCUCUCCCGAGUGGCCGCUCUGCAAAGGCACUCGCACAGCUUUAUACGCCACCCCUCUCAUCCGCUUCGGGCCAAGCACCAUCGCCGUCGCAAUUGCACGAUUCAAACAGCGCGGCUCGUCAGGAGUUCGAGAAGGAACUGCAGAAUAUCGAUGAGUCGGACGAUCCUUUGGAUGUUUACGAUCGCUACGUAAAGUGGACAUUAGACGCGUACCCUUCUGCGCAAAACACACCACAAUCGCAACUCUGCCCGCUGCUCGAGCGAGCGACAAAAGCCUUCCAAUCAUCGACACAUUACAAGAAUGAUCCCCGCUACCUUAAACUGUGGCUCCACUACAUUCGCCUAUUUUCUGAUGCCCCUCGCGAGGCCUUUGCAUACCUUACACAACACGGUAUCGGCGAUGGGCUUGCACUCUUCUACGAAGAAUUUGCAGCUUGGCUAGAGACCGCGGGACGGUGGACACAGGCGGAGGAGGUCUAUGCAAUGGGAAUCGAGCGCGAGGCGCGCCCAACUGAGAGACUUAUUCGAAAAUAUGGCGAAUUUCAACAUCGAUUCGAAAGCAGACCACAAGGAGCUGCUGAGCCAACGAGUCCCGCGCUUCCCGCAGUUCGACCGGCACUUGCAGCUAAAAUCGAUCCUUUCUCGCAUGCUUCCCCCUUGAGCCUCGAUCCUCAAGCACAACACCGAACGCGGAUGGGAGGUGGCACCGCGAAGCCAGGGAAGCAAAAGUUGGCCAUUUUCUCUGAUGCAGAGCAACCACCGAAACCUGGUUCUAGUGGGAGCUCAAAGGGUUGGGAUAGCAUCGGAUCGUUGGCAGAUCGAAAGAAGGAGAACACCACAGAGGCUCGGCCAUGGGCUGGCGAGACUCUCAAGGUCGGAAAGAAGAACACCGGUGUUCAGAAGAUGAUGAUUUUCAAGGAUGAGAACUUAUCGAGCUCUCCAAAUGAAAAGUCCAAACCACAUCCCUUCCGUGAAUUCCAGCAAACUGUGAACCCUAAAACUGGAAAGCUCGAGGUCAUCUCUAUUGAUCUGACUACGCUCUAUCCUGACCCUGAUGACCUAUCGGUGGAGCUCUGUUUCGAAGAGCUUCGGGCGGAGCACCGAGGGUUGUUAGAUCGUGACUGGAAUGCAAUUCGACGUAGAAAAGAGCAGCAGCGGAGACAAGAAUCUGCAGAGGCCGAAGCAGCAAGGCAGGCAAAGGAAAAGCCAACUCCGCUAGCCCCCAAAGUUUUGGCAGACAAGUCUGCCCAACCUAAAACGGUUCCUCUCAAAGGUAGUAUAGAUGACAAUGCAGAGAAUGAUGAAAACACACCACCAUCUCAAGCUGAACUAGACAAGGCCAAGGCUGCCAGGAGGGCGCGACGAGAGGAGCGCGCCAACAGGACGAGAAAGAUCAAAGUGAUGGAAGUGCGAGAGAUUCGUGGCGAGACUCAGACAAUCCAAACGAAUCUUGAUUCCCCUACUGGCAAGAAGGUCAAACGCAGGAAAGGUGGAAAAGAAGCAACAAUGACUCUACACACCAAGGAGGCAAUGGACGACAUCUACGAGAUCUUCAAUCAGCCAUUGAAAAAUCCAGCGGAAGCUGCAGAAGAAGUUGAGAGCGAAGAAGAUAGCAGUGAAGAUGACGACGAUGACGACGAUGAAGAUGGGUAUACGAGUGCUGGAGACAGUACUGGCACCGGUCACUUAUCGGGCGCCACCAGUGAGUUUGGCGACGACACGACAGCAGCGGAUUUCACACUGCGGACAACAGUCGACGAGGACGAAGAUGAUGAUUCCGACGACGAGAGCCAAGCAGACAUGACUGAUGUGAAAAGUGUUUCGGAAUGGUCUGAAUUCACAGAAAGCAAGCAUGUCCCCAAGGAGCAUCGGCAGGGAGACGAGGACGAGGAUGAUGACGAGGAUAACGACUCUGUCCAGUCUGAAGAGGAUUCUUUUGAUGAGAUUCCUUUACCGGGUGAGGAGAAGGAUGCCAAUUCCGAUAUUGCAACGCCUACGUCUCCUGGUUCGCCUGGAUCGCUGCCUACAAGCUUUGCCCCACCACCCCUAGAAGGCUACGAUAUCCCGACUCGCCCGUAUCGUGACCCUGCACAGGCUGCUAACAACCGCCUACCAUUCAUGACGCCCAUUGUCGAAAAGACGGAAUCAUCGAUCGCCGUAGGAACCGUCCACAAAGAGUACUAUGCCACCAAAACUCCUUCACGGUCAAAAGGAACCCCAGCCAUCCUUGAGGACGGUGAGCCAUGGAGCUCGCCAUUCCACGACUUGGACAAAGACAUCGAGAUUCCAGGCAAAGUCACACAACUCGCCUUGCGAGAGGCGAAGAAGCCAGAGCCAGUAGUGCCGCCCACGCCACUCGACACAAAACCGAAGGGGCCAAUCAUCAAGGACACGCAAUGCAACCCUGUCGAUGAGGCCAUCCGCGAAGUUAUUCUCAGUCAGAUUCAGCCUCCGCUCUUAACUUAUGAAGGAUACUUCGGCGAUGGUAAUUCAAUUUGUGGCAAGGGUGGAGAGAUUCGCAAGUAUACAAAGGCGAUCUCGAAAAUCAGCAAGAAUGCCAAUGACAAGACUGCCACCAACUUAUCAUUGCCACCCGUUCUCAAGCUCGAUGGCUCUGACAGGAUGUACACUAUCAAGCGUGAGCUCGGAAAGGGAGCCUUCGCCCCAGUAUACCUGGCUGAAAGUGAGCCAAUUGAAGAUGACGACGAGGACAAGCCUGUUCAGAUGGGCAAGGGUGAGUUCGGUCUGAAACGCAACUCGCUUGAGGCUAUCAAGAUGGAAGAGCCACCAUCGCCCUGGGAAUUUUACAUCAUGCGACAAGCUAAGAGGAGACUAGGCGUCUCCCGUGCAGCUCACUCGGUUGUGCAUGCUUAUGAGAUGCACAUGUUCAAGGAUGAGUGUUAUCUGGUGGAGGAAUUCCGAGACCAAGGUACCUUGCUCGACCUGGUCAAUAUUGCUCGUGCCGAUAAUGGAGUCAUGGACGAGCAACUGGCCAUGUUCUUCACCAUCGAGUUAUUCAGGACGGUGGAGUCGCUUCAUUCUAAGGGGGUGAUACAUGGAGAUCUCAAAUCCGACAACAUACUAGUACGCUUCAACUCGCUUCCAUCUGACGAAUGGGCUGCACAGUACCACCGCGAUGGAAGGAAUGGUUGGGCAGAGAAGGGCGUGUGUCUGAUCGAUUUCGGCCGUGGCAUCGACAUGAAGGUCUUCAAGCCCGACGUGCAAUUCAUCGCCGACUGGAAGACAACGGAGGCAGACUGCGCGGAGAUGCGAGAACUUCGUCCGUGGACGUACCAGAUCGACUACCAUGGUCUUGCUGGUAUCGUUCACAACCUGCUCUUCGGCAAAUACAUCUCGACUGUGGCGGAACGAGGUGCUGCACUCGGGGCCGGGGCGACCAAGACCUAUCGCAUCCGAGAAAGCCUGAAGAGAUACUGGCAGACGGACAUCUGGAACGAAGUCCUCGACUUACUCCUCAACCCAUUGAUGCACCUUGAACCAGAAGAAGGCCGAAAACUUCCUGUGACAAAGGGUAUGAAGUCUGUGAGGGAGAAGAUGGAGGCGUACUUAGAGGAGAAUUGCGAAAAGGGCGUGGGCCUAAAAGCAUUGGUGAGAAGGAUGGAGGAAUCAGUCAAGCGACGGUAGAUGAUAUUGUACUUCGUUGUUGAUAUAGGUCUCUGGCGCUGGGAAGGGUUGCAUUGCUUGGAGUUCAACCUAGAUGGGCAUUGCUACCUUGGUCGAUUGAUGAUGGAGUUUAGGAUCGUUCUUUUCAGUUCCGUUUCUCUCAAAUACCCCUUCUUAGUAUCCAACUCUUCGAUCAAUUUG
Messenger RNA from Aaosphaeria arxii CBS 175.79, 4020 nucleotides. RefSeq lists its product as uncharacterized. Gene Ontology annotation, molecular function: ATP binding; protein kinase activity. Lineage: Eukaryota; Fungi; Ascomycota; Dothideomycetes; Pleosporales. The record is from RefSeq and is a predicted model, not a curated record. Bases 136 to 3840 code for a protein of 1234 amino acids. Gene Ontology annotation, biological process: mitotic spindle assembly checkpoint signaling; meiotic sister chromatid cohesion, centromeric; protein phosphorylation. The transcript has 3 exons.